Paramecium sonneborni is the source of this 868-nucleotide messenger RNA. The record is from the annotation of a GenBank genome assembly. NCBI's taxonomy places the organism in Eukaryota, Ciliophora, Oligohymenophorea, Peniculida, Parameciidae.
AUGGGAAGAUGGGAUAUCAUAUUAAUUGAUGAUAAAUUGGUAGGAUACAAAUUAAUGUAAAUUGUUAAAACUAUAGAGAUGUUAGUGGAGGUGGAUCAUAUGAUUUCAAUUAAGGAAUUAAGGUUGGCAAUUGGGUGGAGUUGUGGGAGAACUUUAUGAACCAUAUUUAGGUGACUUAUAAUGGUGAAUACAAUUCAAAAGGUAUAAAGACGGGUAGAUGGGAUAUCAAAUGUUACGAAUAGGAAUAAUAUAAAUAAAUGUAAAAUAUAAAACUAGAAAGAUAUUAGUGGAGGUGGAUGGUAUGAUGGCGAUUAAGGACUUAAGAUUGGUAAGUGGUAAGAGCUGUGGCAUGAUAGGUAUUAUAUUCAUUUACAUGGCGAAUAUAAUAUAAAGGGUAAGAAGAUGGGUAGAUGGAAUAUAGAAAGCAUGGGUUAAAAUAUGUAAAUAAUAUCAGUAUCAUAAUUUAGUGGUGGAGGAUUUUAUGAUAGCAUUUAUGGAAAUAAGACUGGGAGAUGGGUAGAUAUUGAGAAAGAUUUUUGGAGAUUUAAGUAGGUCAUUUAUGAUGGUGAAUAUAAUAUAAAAGGUAUGAAAAUUGGUAGAUGGGAUACUUUGUAUUGUUAGGUAGAAGAGAAAGAAUAUAAAUUAAUGUAAUUAUAGUAGGAUUAAAUAUCUUAGAGGUGGCGGAUCCUAUGAUAGUUCUUCUGGAGUAAAGAUUGGAAGUUGGGUAGAAUUGUGGGAAUCUUUUGGGUAUAACCUUGAAAGAACUUACAUUGGUGAGUAUAAUUUGUAAGGGGAUAAAGUAGGAAUAUGGGUUGAAAUGGGUUUAAGGAACAAUUAGAAACUGAAAGAAACGCAAUAUGAUAACUGA